UAUAAAGACCCAGGCUCAGGAGGCUCCACAUCUGCACACUUCCUUUCCACCUGCUCCUCUGACCUACUCCAUCUUCAACCAAACUCCAGAACCAUGACCUGCUGUGGCUGUUCAGGAGGCUGUGGCUCCAGCUGUGGAGGCUGUGGUUCCAGCUGCUGCAAGCCUGUGUGCUGCUGUGUGCCUGUCUGUUCCUGCUCUAGCUGUGGGGGCUGCAAGGGAGGCUGUGGCUCCUGUGGGGGCUGCAAGGGAGGCUGUGGUUCCUGUGGGGGCUGCAAAGGAGGCUGUGGCUCCUGUGGGGGCUGCAAGGGAGGCUGUUGUCAAUCCAGUUGCUGUAAACCCUGCUGCUGCCAGUCCAGCUGCUGCAAACCCUGUUGCUCUUCAGGCUGUGGGUCUUCUUGCUGUCAGUCCAGCUGCUGCAAACCCUGCUGCUGCCAGUCCAGCUGCUGCAAACCCUGUUGCUCUUCAGGCUGUGGGUCUUCUUGCUGUCAGUCCAGCUGCUGCAAACCCUGCUGCUGUCAGUCUAGCUGCUGCAAGCCCUGCUGCUGCCAGUCCAGCUGCUGCAAACCCUGUUGCUCUUCAGGCUGUGGGUCUUCUUGCUGCCAGUCCAGCUGCUGUAAACCCUGCUGCUGCCAGUCCAGCUGCUGCAAGCCCUGCUGCUGCCAGUCCAGCUGCUGCAAGCCCUGCUGCUGCCAGUCCAGCUGCUGCAAGCCCUGCUGCUGCCAGUCCAGCUGCUGUGCCCCUGUGUGCUGCCAGUGUAAAAUCUGAGACUCUGGCCACAGAUCUCAGGCAGCAGAGCUGAUUCCGGUACCCUUUACAGCCUGUCUAUUCCUCUGUUCUGGGGCUCUAUGGUUUUCACACCACAGUUCACCAAAGACACCUCCAACAUGGAGAGAAGUCUAGGGUAUCUCUUACCAAAUGGAUGGACUCCACUCCUGGCCCCAUGUUCACCUCCUUUGUGGUAGGUUUCCUUUACUGUUUCCUCCUCUUUGUAAGUCUAAUCUG
This is a messenger RNA of Mus musculus (house mouse), 1002 nucleotides long. RefSeq names its product keratin associated protein 5-4 (gene Krtap5-4). The transcript has a single exon. The record is from RefSeq and is marked validated. Bases 94 to 765 code for a protein of 223 amino acids. Lineage: Eukaryota; Metazoa; Chordata; Mammalia; Rodentia; Muridae.